Desarmillaria tabescens is the source of this 1170-nucleotide messenger RNA. RefSeq lists its product as uncharacterized. The record is from RefSeq and is a predicted model, not a curated record. The coding region runs from base 1 to 1170 and encodes 389 amino acids. NCBI's taxonomy places the organism in Eukaryota, Fungi, Basidiomycota, Agaricomycetes, Agaricales, Physalacriaceae. The transcript is spliced from 5 exons.
AUGCAUGAAGCCGUUGUCAACCUGGAGAUAAUUUCUGUUCUACAUCGAUACAUUCCUGAGUACCGGGUCGAGACAUAUAUUAUCUGCGCUAGAAGCACUACUGCUGAACUAACAGCUAGCCCCCGUCACCACAUGGAAACUCAUGAUCUCAGACAGUACGCAUACGCCGAUACCCUCACAUCGUAUGCAACACCAGACCUCUCGCACAUCUUCCCGGAGUCACUGCAACCUGACAACACCUUUAACAACAUGGCCGUUAACUUCUCGGUGACGCUGAACGCAAGAAAUCUGCAUACUGGAUGGAACAUCCGCGACAAAGAGGACAUGAUGGUAUUGAGACAUGUUUCGACUUCUCUUAUGCUCGACCAGCUCCCUCCUGAAAUCAUUCAUACCAUUAUAUCAGAAUUUUGGUAUUCUGAACAUUCAUCGGGUGAUAGAAUUAUAUUCAUGAAAACAUGUCCCCUCAUCAACAGCCUCUGGAUGGACGUUUUUGCCCACAUCGCUUCCCGGGACAUCUUCGUUCUAACGAACGAAUAUCUGUUCUAUCUCAGUUCUAUUAUACGCAACAACAACUCUCUGAUCUAUCGACACUAUCUCCCACAUUUUACUCGUACGAUUACCUGCCGUGUCGACCUUAUCUAUGCAACCGAGGAUGUAGACCAGGAGCCGUACACAACCCUAUCCAAUCUGCCUAAUUUCAUCGGCUUUCGCAAAUGUUUUCCAAAUAUCACACACAUUUUCCUCGAAAUCGGGUAUUGCGUUCGGCGUGGAUUCUUCUACCUCAUAAUGUCUCAAGAUCAAAUUGUCCGGACCCGAAUAUCCAUAGCGCUUGACCAAGCGACCACACAGCUCAGUGCCUUACCUGUGGACUGGGAAAUCGUUGUUUACGACUUGGCACCCUAUUUUAUCUCCGACGAAUAUGCUGACCCUGAUUGGAUAGUGUUUCUGAGAGACGCCACUUGUGCUAUGGCCCCUGCCGCGUUGUCGAAAUGUGUUAAAGAGAUCCCUUUGGAGGACAUGCUAUCGCAUUCGACGUAUCUAAAUUGCGUCCGACGGUUUUCUGGCCAUGGUGUCCAUACCGAGACGGAGGGUGAUGCACGAGGCAUCAAUCGUUGUUUCGCAAAGGCAAUCCGAAGGCCAUUUAGUGAGAGUAACUCUUUCUUCCAUUGA